Suillus discolor is the source of this 836-nucleotide messenger RNA. RefSeq lists its product as uncharacterized. The transcript is spliced from 5 exons. The record is from RefSeq and is a predicted model, not a curated record. Bases 14 to 793 code for a protein of 259 amino acids. Lineage: Eukaryota; Fungi; Basidiomycota; Agaricomycetes; Boletales; Suillaceae.
GUCAUCGAUAGCAAUGGUCUCCACUGGAAUGAAGCCCGCUCCCUUGGGCAGUGCAUACAGGACGCAACAUCAGGGUAACGAAUCGGCUACCGGUGAUGGCCAUCGCACCAUACCACGACCGACGCCUACGGAAUUUCGUAAGCUGGUAUCUGGUCCCCAAGAAAACAUCAUCCGUGCAAUGGACGUAAGUCAGCCGAUCUUCGAGGACUUCAAGAAAAUUCUGCGCGAUCAAGCCGUAAUGAUGCUUGAUUGUGAGAGGUUUCUCCACGAGCAAGUCCCAGACAUCUGGGCCAUAUAUUUAGACUGGGCUCGCGAGGAAUUGGCAUCAUUCCUUUCCAAGUACACCGAUGCAUGGCCAGUCGAGCUCUAUAUCGAACAUUACUUAUCCAAGAAAACCUAUGCCAAGCGUCACACCUUCAGAGCCAAGAUGACGAGGUUAAGGCCCGCCCAAAAAACUGUUCGUGUUAAGAGUUCUGCCUCAGAGCGUGGUGCGAGCUUGCCACCUGCUCCCGGUGGUCCACCUCCACCUUAUGAAGAUCACGACUUUGUACAACCUCAUGCGGCGAAUAACGAUGACAUCACUGUCGAGAACUUUCUCAAGGCUGUUAACCCUGACCUUAGCCACUUCCUCCCCGCGUUUGAGGAAUUAGGGAUCAGCAGCGAAGCGGACCUGGUUGUUGUGAGGUCGUGGGCUCCUGGUGUGAGAAAGGAUUUUUUCGAGAGAGAAUUGAUGGGGAAGAUGAGCGCUCUCCAGAUCCAGGCUUUGAAUAUCAAGCUUGGGGAGAUGAAUUAGCGACCGUCCCAAAGUUAUGAUCUUUUAGUCUUAAGCUUCACAC